AAGUGAUGAAACAGGAAGUAGAACCCUCCUCAACACCAUCUACACUGAGCUCUACAUCACAGAGGGACAGAGUGAAGAGGUUCAUAUCCAACAUGAGGUGAGGCAGCUGGAGACAGCUUCCAAGAUGGACGCCCUCCAUGACACUCCAAUCGGGUGCCAGGACAUCUUUAAAGCCUUACCUGACCAACAGAGACCCAUCAGAGUGGUUCUGACCAACGGCGUGGCUGGUGUUGGAAAAACCUUCUCAGUGCAGAAGUUCACUCUGGACUGGGCAGAGGGCUUGGAGAACCAACAUGUCAGUGUGGUGGUUCUGCUUUCAUUCAGGGAGCUGAACCUGAUCAGAGAUGAGCAGUACAGUCUUCUGGAGCUGCUCCAUGUUUUCCAUCCAACAUUACAGAAGGUCACAGCAGAGAAGCUCGCUGUCUCUCAGCUUUUGUUCAUCUUUGACGGCCUGGAUGAAAGCAGACUUUCAUUGGAUUUCACCCACAGGAAGCUGCUGUCUGAUGUCACACAGAAGUCAUCAGUCAGCCAGCUGCUGACAAACCUCAUCCAGGGGAAUCUGCUUCCCUCGGCUCUCGUCUGGAUUACUUCCCGACCUGCAGCAGCCAAUCAGAUCCCUCCUACAUGUGUUGACAGGCUAACAGAAGUACGAGGCUUCACUGACGCCCAGAAGGAGGAGUACUUCAGGAGGAGAUUCAGUGAUGAAGAGCUGUCCAGCAGAAUCAUCUCCCACAUGAAGACAUCCAAUAGCCUCCACAUCAUGUGUAGAAUCCCAGUCUUCUGCUGGAUCACUGCUACAGUUCUGGAGCACAUGUUGACUACAGAGCAGAGAGGAGAGCUGCCCAAGACCCUGACUGACAUGUACUCACACUUCCUGCUGGUUCAGAUAAAGAGGAAGAAGAACAAGUACCAUGAGGGACAUGAGACGAGUCCACAGGAGCUGACGGAGGCUGACUGGGAAGUUCUUCUGAAGCUGGGGAGGCUGGCGUUUGAACAUCUGGAGAAAGGAAACAUCAUGUUCUACCAAGAAGACCUGGAGCAGUGUGGUCUGGAUGUGACAGAGGCCUCAGUGUACUCAGGAGUUUGUACAGAGAUCUUCAAAAGAGAGUGUGUGAUCUUCCAGAAACCUGUCUACUGCUUUGUUCAUCUGAGCAUUCAGGAGUUUCUGGCUGCAGUUUACAUGUUCCACUGUUUCACCAGCAGGAAGAGAAAGAUGCUGGAGGACUUCUUGAAGAUCGAAUGUAAUGAGUCAUCUCUGGAUGGUUUCCUGAACAGAGCCAUGGAGAAAUCCCUCCUAAGUAAAAAUGGCCACCUGGACCUGUUUGUUCGCUUCCUUCAUGGCCUCUGUCUGGAGUCCAACCAGAGACUCUUAGUAGGUCUGCUGGGUCAGACAGAGAUCAGUCCAGAAACCAUCCAGAGAGUCAUCAACAACCUGAAGAAGAUGGACUAUGAUAAAAUCUGUCCUGACAGAAGCAUCAACAUCUUCCACUGUCUGAUGGAGAUGAACGACCUCUCAGUAUAUCGGGAGAUCCAAGAGUUCCUGAAGUCAGAGAACAGAUCAAAGACAGAACUCUCUGAGAUCCAGUGCUCAGCUCUGGCCUUCAUGCUGCAGAUGUCAGAGGAGGUUCUGGAUGAGUUGGACAUCCUGAACUACAAAACAUCAAAGCAAGGACGACUGAGACUGAUUCCAGCUGUGAGGAACUGCAGAAAGGCUGGAAUGACUCAUUGUGGACUCUCAGAGACUCACUGUGAAGUUCUGGCCUCAGCUCUGAAGUCCAACCCCUGCCAUCUGACAGAGCUGGACAUGAGCUGGAACAACCUGCAGGAGUCAUCAGUGAAGCUUCUGUGUGCUGGACUGAAGAGUCCAAACUGUCGACUGGAGACUCUGAGAUUGUGGAGCUGUGGUUUGUCAGAGAUCAGCUGUGAUUAUCUGAUAGCAGCACUGAAGUGCAACCCCUCCCAUCUGAGAGAGCUGGACCUGAGUAAUGACAUCUGGUCUUCGACUAAGAACAAGCUGCAGGAUUCAGGAGUGAAGCAACUGUGUGGUUUUCUGGAGAGUCCAGGAUGUGGACUUGAAACUCUGAGAUUGGAGGGUUGUGGUUUGUCUGAGAUCAGCUGUGAUUAUCUGGCAGCAGCACUGAAGUCCAACCCCUCGCAUGUGAGAGAGCUGGACCUGAGUGACAACAACAAGCUGCAGGAUUCAGGAGUGAAGCAUCUGUGUGGUUUUCUGGAGAGUCCAGCAUGUGGACUUGAAACUCUGAGGUCAGUCAGCAUGUUUUAGUUGUGCUGAGAUAAAUAUGAUGUGAAAGUUGUGCUGACACUAAACUACAGACAUAAGGCUGAUAUUAUACUGAUCCACACUGAGGAUC
Messenger RNA from Neolamprologus brichardi, 2369 nucleotides. The record is from RefSeq and is a predicted model, not a curated record. NCBI's taxonomy places the organism in Eukaryota, Metazoa, Chordata, Actinopteri, Cichliformes, Cichlidae.